Molecule: messenger RNA, 1410 nt
Organism: Erythranthe guttata (spotted monkey flower)
Lineage: Eukaryota; Viridiplantae; Streptophyta; Magnoliopsida; Lamiales; Phrymaceae
Molecular function (GO): protein binding
Source: RefSeq, a predicted model, not a curated record
AAUAAGAGAAAAAUAUUUGUUUUUUCUAAAUAAAAUCCAAAAUCCAGUUAACUAAUUCUGUACCCAACAUCUUCCUAAAUUCAUAAAAUACAAAAAUCAAAUCAUUGAAACUACAAUCGGAAAAUUCCAGUUAACUAAUUUCUGUAACCCUAGGUUCAUUCGCAUGCUCGUCAACGGUUGCGAUACAGAAACCUCUGUAUUUAUGAGUCAACUCCGCCGUAGCAGCAAUUGAUUGAGAAAUUAAAAAAUGGCGAAGCCUCAAGUAACCAUCACUCUCGGCCGCUCCGGUCAGAAGGUGGUGAAGGAUUCGUCGAGAGAUUCUAAUGGAGUUCGCCGGAAUGCUUUGGUGCUAUCCGGAAGCAAAAGACCGUCAUCGGAGUCUUUUCGGAGCAGUGAUGAUCGUCGAUUUAGCAACGCCAAAAGAAUGAGAGUGGGUGUGAGUGCACGGAGCUAUGGGUACAACAGCCGUUUAGACGAUUCAAAAGAUCUUCGUCUGAAACUAACACGCAAGAGGAUGUCAAAGCAUAUAGAGCUCGAAAACGAGAAGCGUAAAAAGAUGGAACUACACGAGAAGAAGGCAUCAAGAGCUUCACCACCUUCUAGAAGAGCUGCUGAAACACAACCGGUGGGUUCGAUGAUUAAAAAUUCUUAUGCUUCUUGGAAUUCAAAUGCAGCGAAAACGAGAUCCCCCGAAAGAAUUCCGAAAUUUUCCGGUGGAAUUUCUAAUAACCCAAUGAAUUCUAUUGGUCAACUGCCACGUGUACCACCAAUUAGGCCGAUAGAUGCUUCAAGAGAAGAGCAUUUGUCGAUGAGGGAUGCCUUGGAAUCUUCUAGGCCUAAUUUACCUAUAGUCACCACUUCGAGAGGUUUUCUGGAUAAUGGCAACAUGGUCACCGAGCUUCCUCCAGCGACAGGUGGCAUGUCCAGACCUAUUUACCAAGGCAUUCAGCCGCUCACUGUUAGCAGUUUGUUGCACGCACUUGGUCUGGGAAAGUACUUCAUCAACUUUCAAGCUGAAGAGAUAGAUAUGGUUGCACUAAAGCAAAUGGGGGAUGGUGACCUCAAGGAACUGGGAAUACCAAUGGGACCAAGGAGGAAGAUAAUCCUUGCUCUAGAGGCUUGGAGGAAGCGCCCCCCGAUUCAACAACUUCAAGCACAAACAAAUAUUCCAUCCAGAAAUUUACAUUUGGUUUAGCCUCAAACCCACAAGUUUGUCUAUAUGUAAUGACAUGUCCGAGUUUUUCCCGCCAAAAAUCUUACUACAUUCGUUCGUUUUUUUUUUUUAAUUGUUUUAGUCCAGCUAUUCUGAAACAAUUUGUGGAUAGAGUCGAUUUAAUGUAAAGAAACUAGCAACUUUAAACUGAAACGUAUGCAUUCUGCGUAAAUAUAUACAAUGAGUUAUGAACUUGA